AUGUCGGAGAUGGAGGACGGUUUUCCUGACCGGGGACCUGCCGUCUUCGCCGUCACGACAGCUACCUUGGUCUUGGCCUCGGUCUUUGUCGCGUCACGGAUGAUUUCGCGCAUCGGUAUUGUUAAACAUUUCACCUAUGACGACUACUUCAUGGUCGUUGCCUGGCUGCUCGCCUUCUUCCUGAGCUUCACAAUCAAUCUUGGAACAAGUAGGGGGUUGGGCCGCCACGAUGCCAACAUCGAGCCUGACAAUAGGGUUGGAUUGAGGACGUGCGAAUAUGUCUUCUCAAUCCUUUAUAAUCCCGCCCUGAUGGCCACCAAGACCUCCAUCUUGAUCUUUUAUCUCCGUCUGUCCAAGAACACGCAGAAGAUCCUCCGUAUGGCGUCUUGGGCCGUCCUCGUCAUUGUCAAUGUCGCGGGCACGAUUCUCACUCUCAUGAACAUCUUCCAAUGCCGGCCCGUCGAUGCUUCAUGGAAACCCAAAGUCGGCGCUACCUGCCUUCCUCUCCUGACCGAGUUCAUCUGUUCUGCGCCUGUCAACAUCGUCACCGAUCUCGCCAUCCUGGCACUCCCGAUACCCGUGAUAACGGGCAUGAGAUUGCCGCCACGGCAGAAAACGAUCCUCGUCUUGACCUUCGCUGUCGGCGUUUUCAUCACCAUUGUCGAUGUUGUGAGGAUAUACUACCUCCAGCGCGCCAUCUCAAACGCUCCCACUUCCAUUUCAAAUCAACCUUCGGCCCUGUUUGGCGACACUGUAGACUUCUCGUGGAACGCCUCCCUCUCACUGAUGUGGUCCGCCGUGGAAGUCAACAUUGGGAUUACUUGCGCCUGUGUUCCCACACUCAAACCUCUUGUUACCAGGAUCCUACCUGCCAUGCUCGUCGGCCCCAACAGGACACGCCGGAGCUCCGAGGAGCAGGAGAGCAAAAUGACAUCGACUGCUACGCCGAAUCAGGACAGCUCAGAUAGCAGCCAGCGUCGAACGGCAUAUAGUCAACCAAUCAUCAUCCCCGAUGAAGCCCACGUCGAGGGGAGCCACCACUCGGAGGAACUCUCAAUGCGGGACUUCCUUAGAGCCACGGGUUCCAAAGCAGACCGCGUGAGUCAGCAAGGCAGCGCGCAGCAUCGGCCAGAUGGUCGGGUGCCGAGUACUUCCACCUUCGGAGCAGCAGGUCCUAAGCAGGAAAACUCGGUCUACUUCGGCUUCGUAAACAUGAAGCGGCCGAAGAGCAUGCUGAAGGUAUCGGUCACAGAAUCUUGGAGGUAUUGCACACUUGUGACCAUACUAUUCCUCAUGUGGGGAUUCUCUUAUGGUCUCUUGAACACACUGAACAACGUCGUCGCUGCUGUCGGCAACAUGACAACCGCAGAGGCAUUGGGGUUGACCAGUGUUUACUUCGGCGGAGGGUACUUCUUUGGUCCGCUCUUGGUCGGCGAGUGGCUCCUCAGGCACGAUGAGCACCAUCGCUACAAACGAAGAGACCGUGGCCGUGGGGCAGAGAGCGUCGGCGGCUUCAAGGUGACAUUCAUCGUGGGCCUGCUCAUCUACGGGACUGGCACCAUCAUGUUCUGGCCGAGCGCGGUCCUGAAUGCCUUCGGUGGCUUCAUGGUCAGCAACUUCGUCGUCGGGUUUGGCCUCGGCGUCCUCGAAACUGCGGCCAACCCCUUCAUAGCACUAUGCGGCCCGGCAGACUACUCGGAGAUGCGCCUCCUCCUGGCCCAAGGCGUGCAGGGUGUUGGGAGCGUCGUGAGCGGGCUCCUGGCCCAGAAGGUGUUCUUCAAGUACAUCGGCACCGCGGGAUACACAACCUCGAUGAGCCUCCUCGGCGUCCAGUGGACCUACCUUGCCAUCACCCUGUUUUGCGCCCUCUUAGCUCUGUUCUUCUACUACAUGCCGCUCCCAGAAGUCACCGACAAGGAGCUGGGCCGGCUUGCCACGAACCUCCCCGUCAACCCGAAGAAGCGCAGCAUUGGCGGCAUGUCGCUACGGACCUGGUGUAUAAUCCUUGCGGUUGCGGCACAAUGGACCUACGUCGCUGCUCAGGAGAGCAUGAGCAUCUGGUUCGGUACCCUCGUCACCUCGCUGCUUCCAACACCCCCGUCCACCGACAUGGCAGGCGGCUCAGAGAAGGACGACAAGCCACUGGGCAUGAGCCUGUCAAUACCGGACUAUCUCCUCAUUGCCCAUACAGCCUUUGCCGUCUCCCGGUUUGCUGCUGGCUAUCUCGCCUAUCUCUCUGUGAAGCAUCCUAAAAACCCGUUUAUACCGACUCCCAGGACCAUGUUGUCCAUCUCGGCCGGGCUCAACGUCCUCUUCGCCCUCUUGAUCGUGGUCCUCAAACCGACGGGGAACCCAAACCUCCUCGUUAUCCCGAUCGUCCUCUUCUUCCUCGCAGAGGGUCCCCUCUGGCCCCUGAUAUUCGCACUCGGGCUCCGCGGCCAGGGAAAGCGGACAAAGCGCGCCGCCGCAUGGUUGACCAUGGGCGGGUCGGGCCCGGCAUUCUGGCCCUUCGUCAUGUACGCCAUCCUCAACCGGGGAGGGAAUAUCUACACGGCAUUCAUCGUCGUCGUCGUUCUAUUGGUUGUCACAUUUAUAUACCCCUUGUUUCUGACGUUUGUCAAGGACGCGAAGGUCAUGGUCGACCCCUCGAAGGGGGCCGGCGGCGCGGCCGCGGCCGGCGGUGGGGAUGCCGAGGGCGGCGGUUUUGGGAGGAGGCAUAGCCAGCCGUCGGACGUCAAUCUGGAUGAGAUGAUCGCGUCGAGGAGGCGGACCGUGUCCAACGCUGCCGCCGGCGGAGCGGGGCGGGGCUUGCUGGGCAAGCUGUCGCUAAGUUCUGCUUCCAAGACGGGUCAUCCGACGGCAGCGCCCACACCGUCACCGCCGAAGCCUGACCAUCGGGAGGGGAUGGCGGGGGACCAAGGCCGUAGCGCAGCUCCGUGGGAGGAUCAGGUGCUUGACACUUCGAUCCUGGAGCAGCGGUAA
Phialemonium atrogriseum is the source of this 2982-nucleotide messenger RNA. Its product is annotated as MFS general substrate transporter. The transcript is spliced from 2 exons. The coding region runs from base 1 to 2982 and encodes 993 amino acids. The record is from RefSeq and is a predicted model, not a curated record. NCBI's taxonomy places the organism in Eukaryota, Fungi, Ascomycota, Sordariomycetes, Cephalothecales, Cephalothecaceae.